UGGUACAAACACGCCGAGAUCUUUGCCCCAAGAUGAAAGAAGAAUUAACAAGCUAAACCUGUCAUGGUCAAUUGCUCAACGCACUGCGCAGAAGUUCUGUGGGCACACCACUGAAAUACGCUGUAUGGGGCACACUCGGCACAACUGACAGAAAAUCUAGCGGCUUGGGUCUCUCGUGGUUCUCAGCCCCUCCUCUUUGCCGAGAUCUGCGAGUUUUGAAUGGACGUUUAUGUAAAAUCCUUUAUGGUUGGAGAAGAUUGCUCAAGCGCGGUAGGGAGGCGUUGCUUAGAAAAAAGCGAAAUCUACUCGUGUUUUAACGAAAGUGUGUGAUUGUUCGCUAUUUAGGAACAUCUCAUUGAAUUUUUUUUAGGAACAUGGUAGACUGCGACCUGUCUCGCGUGCUUUGUAUUCUGCGAUCAGUUUAUCCUGUUGUGCUGAACAUCGAGGAGUUUUCGCAAAGCAUAGUGUACAAAGAUGGAAAGAAAGCCUCUUUAAUUGAGCCAUCUGACAGCAACUACAUCAAAACGUUAGCCAGAAGAGUGUUUAUUUGUACAGACAAAUUGCUGCACCAACACGUGGCAAGCAGCCAACAGAUUUCAACGCUGUCGGAGCUGCUGGCUUUUGUGGUGAACUGUGCUAAGAAGAAGAAGAGGAGAAAUGUUCUGUGCCUGGGGUACACACUGGAGCGCAGGGGAGCUGACCAGCUGUGCCUCCAGGGUGUUAUCACGCAAAACGCCAGCUUCAUCAUCUUCAACAAGUUAUGGAAGACUGUCAAUGAACGACUGGGUACCGACGUCACCAAGUACCUGCUGGAGAGCUGCGCCGUGUUUGCGACGGUGCCUCCCUCCUGCCUAUUACAGUUGUGCGGGGUGCCCUUCUAUAGCUGCGUCACUAUGGAAACUCAUUCCACAUUCCAGUUUGUCAAGAGCAGAUCCAGGUUGCUGCCGACACUGCACAGGUACAGAGCAGGUCACGUCGGUGGUCACACACAGAAGAAGAGCGCUGGCAGGGCCUCUGAUAGGAGGAGAAAAAGGAAGAGGAAAAGAGUUCUGGGGAAACGGAAUGUUAUUGAACGGAAAGAGGAUAGAGAGAACGAGGGGGAGGCUGCAGACAUUGGGCCAGUUCCCAAACGGAUGAGAAACCAGUGCGAGGUAAAUGGACAGAGGGCCGAGAGCUGCUGGAAGGGGGCCGCUGACCAGCAGGAGGGGGGUCCUUACUGGAGGGUGGGAGCAUUUAACCCCUGUUCCCCUUCCCGUACUUUCAUUUGCACCCGUGGCCUGAUGUACAGGGGGCGGGGCCUGACAGGCUUCCUGCGCGACAGGAAACAGAGGGGAGGAGCCGAGGGCGGGAAGCGCCUGCAGGGCCGAGACCUGGUGCGGCUCAUCUUCUUCGACAGGGCGCCGCGCUUGGGCGGCCAAGACGGGACGACGAAAAAACUGCCCAAACGCUUCCACAACAUGGUGGCCACUUUUGACCAGUUCCUCCUCCGGCACCGGAGGUUUUCUUACGUCAACCUUCUGCAAAAGACCUGCCCUGUGGCUGUCGGGCAAGCCGAGGACCUGAGCGCCCUCCUGGCUCUGCACUCUUCGCCCUUCAGCGUUUACUGCUUUGUCCGCCAGUGCCUCUGCUGGGUGGUUCCUAAGGAGCUCUGGGGCUCCGCCCACAACCGUGUUCACUUCCUGUCUCGCGUGAAGGCCUUCCUGUCCAUGGGCAGGUUUGAUCGCCUCUCCCUCUCUGAACUGGUGUGGAAGAUGAGGGUGAAGGACUGCGACUGGCUCAAGAUCAGUAAAACUGGCCGCAUUCCUGCAAGUGAGCACCGAUACAGGGAGAGGCUGCUGGGUCGCUUUCUGGAAUGGCUGCUGGAGGGGUACGUCGUGGGCCUGGUCCGGGCCGUGUUCUACGUCACGGAGAGCGGCAGCCAGAAGAACAUCUUGCGCUUUUACAGGGCCAAGGUUUGGGACAGGCUCCAGCAGCUGGGCUUCAGCAAGCUGCUUUCAAAAGGGCAGUGGGAACCCCUGACUGCCAAGCAGGGGACGGCACUCCAAAAAUCCACGGUCGUGUCCCAUCUACGCUGCAUUCCCAAGCAGGACGGCCUGAGGCCUAUCGUCAGGGUCAUGAGGAAGGAUGCGCAGGCACGGAAGUUCCAGGCCAGUGUUAAGGACCUGCAUGAUGUUCUGCGGGUGUGCGUUGAGGAGAGACCCUCCCUGCUGGGCGCCACGGUGUUUGGGGUUCAGGAUAUACACAGGGUCCUGGGUCAGUUUGCAGCUGCUCAGAAGGACAACCCCUGCCCCCUGUAUUUCGUGAAGAUGGAUGUGAGUGGGGCCUAUGACAGCCUGCCCCAUGACAAGCUGCUGGAGGUGGUGAGUGAGGUCCUGUCUCCGGUCCUGGAUGAGGUGUUCUCAAUCCGCUGCUACGCCCAGGUGUGGGCAAAUUCCAGCCAGACUUUGAGGAAGGUCUUCCGCCGACAGGUGCAGCGGACCUCUGGAGCAACUACUGUUGUAGCAAGAAAGCUGGACAACACAGAGCUGUCCAUGAAGGACUUUGUGAUGGACCUUCAGAGGGAGCGAAAGGUUCACGAUGCCAUAUUGGUGGAACAGUACUUAUCAUCGGAUAUUCAUGGCAGUGACGUCCUGAAAUUCUUCAAACAGAUGCUCUCAAACUACAUCAUUCAGUUCGGAAAGAAAAUGUUCCGGCAGUGCCGUGGGAUCCCGCAGGGGUCGGUGGUGUCCACACUGCUGUGCUGCCUGUGCUACGGACACAUGGAGAAUGCUCUACUGAGACCCCUGCUGGACGGAGGAGGGUGCUUAAUGAGGUUGGUUGACGAUUUCCUGCUCAUCACUCCUGAUCUCGGCAAAGCGCAGACCUUCCUCAGGACUCUGCAGGGGGGUGUGGCCGAAUACGGCUGUUUUAUUAACCCUCAGAAGGUGGCGGUGAAUUUCCCCCUGGCUGACGGCUGCUCGGAUGUCCAGGUGCUUCCCUCCAGAUCCUUGUUUCCGUGGUGUGGUCUUUUGGUGGACACCUCCACGCUGGACGUCUACAAUGAUUACUCCUGUUAUGCUGGCCGAUCGCUGCGCAGUACCUUGACACGUGGCUGUAUCCCACAUGCCGGGCAGCAGAUGAAGAGGAAGCUCUUGUCGAUCCUCAGACUGAAGUGCCACGCCCUUUUCCUUGACUUGAAGAUGAACUCCCAGAAGGCCGUGUGUCAAAAUGUUUACAAGUUUGUACUACUCCAGGCCUACAGAUUUCACGCAUGCGUCCAGAAUCUGCCCUUUGGUCAGAAGGUGAACAGGAACCCUCCCUUCUUUCUGCUUGUGAUAUGGGAGAUGGCCAAGUGCACCAGCCUGCUUGUCAGGCAGAACAACCGCGGAGUACCCCUACCCGUGGACCUCCGCUAUGAAGCAGUGCAGCUGAUGUACUGUGUUUCCUUCCUCUAUGUUAUGUCCCAGCAUAAGGGCCUCUACAAGUGCCUGCUCUCACGCCUUCGCAAGUGCAAGGUCCGCUUGGAGAGGAAGCUGAGAGGCCUGAAACUGGCCCUUGUCCAACGUGCAUUCACGCCUGUGAUCCCCGAAGACUUCAAACUUAUUAAGGUGUAGAGGAGCUGCCUUUUCUACAGUGAAUCUGAAGACUACCUCUCCGAGAAUCUUUUCUUGUUUGGACGGAUAUCCAGCAGUCAUCUGCAAUCUUUUUUUUUAAAAUCCUACCUCAUGCAAGAAGUGGUCUGGAUGUACUGUGCAUAAGGAUAUGUUUACAUAUAUUUUUUUAUUUAACCUUUAUUUAACUAGGGGAAAAAAACCCCACUGAGAUGGAAAUCUCUUUUGUGAGGGGGACCAUGCACAUUAAGCGCGGUUCAACAGCACUUGGUAUCUGCAUUCUGCAUCCCACAUUAUCUCUUUGUCACACUAUGUAUAGUCUGCUGUUGCAGAGUGGAUUUUUUUUUUUGUUGUUUUUUGUCAGAUUCAGUUUUGUGUGUGGCCAAAUGUGCAUGGAUUUUGUUGAACUUUGGUUAAUAGAAGUUGCCCAAACCAUUUUGAUAAAAUUUCUUUCUGAUGU
Anguilla anguilla (European eel) is the source of this 4050-nucleotide messenger RNA. RefSeq names its product telomerase reverse transcriptase (gene tert). The record is from RefSeq and is a predicted model, not a curated record. The transcript has 16 exons. Gene Ontology annotation, biological process: telomere maintenance via telomerase. Gene Ontology annotation, molecular function: telomeric repeat DNA binding; telomerase RNA binding. Lineage: Eukaryota; Metazoa; Chordata; Actinopteri; Anguilliformes; Anguillidae. Gene Ontology annotation, cellular component: telomerase catalytic core complex. The coding region runs from base 375 to 3593 and encodes 1072 amino acids.